AUGGCAACAGGCACCAGUGCCUGUAUCCACCUCCGGAACAUCAAAAAAGGGUGUCUCUUUGUUGGGAAUAAUGCCUCCAAUCCGCACCGCAGACUCGCCCAGUCGAAGUUCCCACAAUCCUCACGAAACAUACACACAAUCUGGUCAACUACCACACCAUUUCGAUCCACUCGAAAGCUACACCGACUAGGACCUAUCAUUGCGGGCAAUCGGUCUGCACUCAAGGGGCCAACAACUGGUGCUCACUAUUCCACAUACCGUUCGCCGUUGCUUGAGUCGGCUGUCAACAAAAACCGUUCCAACAGAAGCCCGACAGAUGACCGGCCGAGCCAGCCGCAACAAGAUAUCCCCGCUCAGGUCACCACUAUACAUUUACCCAUCCAACGUAAUGUAUUGUCUACUAUCAAAAAUGCAAGAAAGGCGCUUGAGUAUGCCAAUCGAGACAUGCUUUGGGCGGACGGCUCUAGGAAGAAGGAUAAGUUGCAACCACAGGUUUCUCGCCGUGGUCCCAAGUAUGCCGACACCUACGAUAGUCCAGACUUGCAAGAUUUCGAAAGAGAAAAACUUGAAUUGCCCAUGAGACCUUUCACGAACCAAAUAUUGGAUGCCAUUAACAGCAAUACAUACAGCAUUAUUGAUAAAAGGUUUGACUCUGGGAAGACCAGACAGGUUGCUCAAAUUAUCUUGGAAGAUGCAAUGAAUAAUCCUACCGCGGUACCUUGUAGGGUUCUCUGUGUUCGGCAAAAUGAAUUAGAGGAAGUCGAGAUGGCAUAUGAAGUGGCCCGCGGAAAAUCCGGGGAACUGGGCGAUAUUACCUUUCACAGGGUGUCACCCGAUCACAUCGCUCGUCUUCCUCGGGGAACUAUCAAGUAUUGCUCUAGGCAGAGUUUGCUGAGAAUAUUGAAAGAUGGACCCUCGAGCUUGGAGCGAUUCUCCCACAUCAUACUUGAUGAGGCUCAGUUACAUGGUCUCAAUAUCAAUGUGGGUAUGAUGCUUUUGAAACGAUUUGUUGAACAGCGCAAGUCUAUUGGUGCAUCUGUACCAAAGGUCAUUCUGAUGGGCUCAUUUGCUCAUGUCGAUGGUCUUUGUUCCUAUUUUGGUACCAAAACUACAGAUGGCACACUUUUGCCCGCUCCUCAUGUGACUAUUCCGGGGGGCUUCCCUGUGGAGAAGUAUUAUCUCGAAGAAGUAAUGGGCAACAUCACCCAUUCUUUGACACCGGAGAUCAUAGAGUGUCUCCUUCAUAAAGACAAGGCUACUCAAAUGUUCCUGGGCAGCCAUUUCGAAUUGUGUGAAAAAUUGAAACCCGUAAAACUCAACAGGAUUGGAAAAGAGCUCGUACCUUCCGGGUUGGUUUCUGCGACUCUUCUCUCGCUCUUGUCUACGACAAAAACAGGCUCCAUCAUUGCCUUCGUCCCAAGGUAUUGUGACGCAGGGAGAGUCAUGAAGCAGAUCACAGUCUUUGGCCCAAAGCUAGGGUUCGAUUUUACAGAUAAGGAUCGGUUUAGAAUAGUUCACUUCCAUUCAAGCAUGACGGAAGAAGAAAAAGCCGAAAUUCAGCUUGGAAUUCCUCCCGGUUGCCGAAGAAUCAUCAUUUCAAGAGAAAGGAGUGAUUUCGCAAUGCCAGACGUGAGGUACGUCGUUGACUCUGGCAAGUCAAUGGAUAACAGUUUGACGAGGAAGGGAUGGGGUAUCAACUGGAUCAGUGAAACUGUGGCCUCGGAGCGGGCAGAGUUUACGGACGGAGUCCAGCCUAGAGAGUACUACUUUCUUGGUGCUAAAAAGUGUUUUGAUUUCCUUCCAGCUACUACACCUACAAAGACUGCGACUUCUCGCUCAGAUCUCCAACAAGUCUGUUUACGUCUUAGGCAAGCGACCUCUGGAACGUCCUUUACGAUCGCAGAACUUUUCGCGCAAACCUUUAAGCCGCCUCGAAAAUCCAGGGUUUGUGCUGUAGUGAAUGAUCUGAAGGAAUUGCAACUAUUGGACGAACAAGAAGAACUCACCAGUCUUGGUCACAUUCUCGUCGAUUUGAACAUGGAUCCAUGUUUGGGCAAAAUGAUUGUUCUAGGCAUUAUUUUCCAAUGUCUGGACCCAAUGCUGAUCCUUGCAAGUCUCGGCUGGAACCCCAAGCUUUUUUCAGAAAUGCUUUCUUCCUCAGAUCUAAAUCCAAGUCCAGGCGUGGGUGAAUCUUUCGUUCGUUCUGUCAACGAGUCGGGCUAUCAUAUAGCCAUCACCAAUACCUUUGGGGCCAUUCGACAAAUGUUGCAUAAGAAGGGUGAACUUCCGGCUUUUGAGGAUGAAGUCUCCAAAGACUGUCUGUCCAAGGUCUAUCAUACAGCGACCCCGGAAAUUGAGCGAAUUAUCAAAAGAUUGAUCGCAGCCGAAAUCAUCCCUGCAAAACUGUCGUUCGGUAAUGGGGCCUCUUUUAGUUGCAAAAGCCUGAAUACCAAUUCCAAAAAUGAGGCUCUUAUCAAGACACUCUUGCUGCAAUGCCUUUCCUCCAAUCUGGCCGUGAAACCAUUUGGCUAUACAGCCAUCAAAUUCAAAUCCGGAGAGAUUGCCGAAAGGGAUCCCGAUUAUUCCAUAUCGAAAAAUUAUAUCAUGGCCUACAACUUCGGAUCGGUCCGCGCAAGCAAGCCUCAUGGUAUGAUACAAAAGACCCAGGUCAGCCCACUGGCCGCCUGUCUCUUGGGAAGCAAGAUAGAACAGGAGGAAGACAGCGUUAUCUUGGAUUCAUGGGUGAAGAUCAAACCACAAAGUGUGGAAAGCAGCGGAAACGAACUUGCCAAGGACUUAGUUCAAACACACAAAGUCUUCGAUGAGGCCCUUCGCACUGCCUUUAAGAUACUUCCUUACCAGGGAGUGGCAAGCUUCGACUCUUUGGCGGAAUGGGUUUCAUAUCUUCGUGCUCGCAAUUGUUUCUUGAAAACCAUUCAGAAAACACUGCAGGAUAUUCUCCGUGCGCACGAUCCGCUGGCCCAGAGCACUAGGAAUGGCGUAUGA
This is a messenger RNA of Penicillium crustosum, 3006 nucleotides long. RefSeq lists its product as uncharacterized. Gene Ontology annotation, molecular function: RNA binding. Gene Ontology annotation, cellular component: nucleus; intracellular anatomical structure. The transcript has 2 exons. The record is from RefSeq and is a predicted model, not a curated record. The coding region runs from base 1 to 3006 and encodes 1001 amino acids. Lineage: Eukaryota; Fungi; Ascomycota; Eurotiomycetes; Eurotiales; Aspergillaceae.